Molecule: messenger RNA, 3382 nt
Organism: Nyctereutes procyonoides (raccoon dog)
Lineage: Eukaryota; Metazoa; Chordata; Mammalia; Carnivora; Canidae
Gene: ST6GALNAC3
Product: ST6 N-acetylgalactosaminide alpha-2,6-sialyltransferase 3
Exons: 6
Coding region: 347-1237 (296 amino acids)
Biological process (GO): ganglioside biosynthetic process; oligosaccharide metabolic process
Molecular function (GO): alpha-N-acetylgalactosaminide alpha-2,6-sialyltransferase activity
Source: RefSeq, a predicted model, not a curated record
AAUGCGGGCUGGAGCGGUCCCGCCGCGGUACCAGCCUCCGGCCUGUCGCCGGGACGGCCCCUGACCCGGGCGCGCCCGCCGCUCGGGGGCAGAAGGGCCGGCGGAGCGCCAUGGCCUGCAUCCUGAAGGGUCCCCCGUUUCCUAGCUGCGGAGCCACAGUCGACCCUUUCCUCUCGGAGCCUCAGUUUCUUCAUCUGUGACGUGGGGAUAACCAUGCCUGCCUCCGCGUGCUGUGGCCAAGAGCCCGAUCAGAUAAUGCACGUAACGCCUGGAGCCCAGUGUGCGGCCACCUGGUGACCGGUCGCCAAGCGGCCGAGAUCUGCCCUCUGCGUCUCUGCGAAAGUCAAUGAUUGCAGUGAGCUUCAUAGCCGCGUUCCUCUUCCUGCUGGUUGUACGCCUUGUAAAUGAAGUGAAUUUCCCACUGCUGCUAAACUGCUUUGGACAGCCUGGCACAAAAUGGAUCCCAUUCUCCUACACAUAUAGGCGGCCCCUUCGAACUCACUAUGGCUACAUAAAUGUGAGGACACAAGAGCCUUUGCAACUGGACUGUGACCUUUGCGCCAUAGUGUCAAACUCAGGUCAGAUGGUUGGCCAGAAGGUGGGCAAUGAGAUAGAUCAGUCAUCCUGCAUUUGGAGAAUGAACAAUGCCCCCACCAAGGGCUAUGAAGAAGAUGUUGGCCGCAUGACAAUGAUUCGAGUUGUGUCCCAUACCAGCGUUCCUCUUUUGCUAAAAAACCCUGACUAUUUUUUCAAGGAAGCAAAUGCUACUAUUUAUGUCAUUUGGGGCCCUUUCCGCAAUAUGAGGAAAGAUGGCAAUGGCAUCGUUUACAACAUGCUGAAAAAGACUGUUGACAUCUACCCGAAUGCCCAAAUUUACGUGACCACAGAGAAGCGCAUGAGUUACUGUGAUGGCAUUUUUAAGAAGGAAACUGGGAAAGACAGAGUCCAGUCUGGCUCUUAUCUCAGCACGGGAUGGUUUACCUUCAUUCUGGCCAUGGAUGCCUGUUAUGGUAUUCACGUCUACGGGAUGAUAAAUGACACCUACUGCAAGACAGAAGGAUAUAGGAAAGUCCCCUAUCAUUACUAUGAACAAGGAAGAGAUGAGUGUGAUGAAUAUUUUCUUCAUGAACAUGCUCCAUAUGGGGGGCAUAGGUUUAUCACUGAAAAGAAAGUAUUUGCUAAAUGGGCCAAGAAACACAGGAUAAUAUUCACACACCCAAACUGGACAGUGUCUUGAUGUUAGUUUUUCUGAUCUUGCCACAACACUUGACACCACCAUAAUACCACAACUGUGAUGCUGAUGAUGCUGAUGCGGAUGAUGAUGACGAUAAAGACAACAACAGUGAUGAUCAAGUUUCUGUACAUUCUCAGAUAUGGAUGGUGACUCUGCCAGUAAUUUGAACUUGGGGUUUCACGGAGGGUGGGUGUGCUCUUUACAUUCUUUCUGAAGGUUCAACAUUACAUACUGCACUUUAUAAUUUAACUGGAAUUGAAAUGAAGGCCAGUAACAUGACAGCAGUGACCUAAGAAAUGGGAAGAUUAUCUUUCAAGAUAGCUGCUCAGAAUUUUUGGACAGUACGUAACUCUCAAAAGCCAUGGGAUUUAGCCUCAUGAGGCAAGGUUAUUGACUCUAUGGUCUCUUGAACUUGAGCAGCUCCACCAUUUUGAUGAAUGGUUGAUUGUCAGACACUGACCCAAGAAAUGCUAUCUGGGUACAAGCACCGUACCAUAGUUACUAAUUAGCCUAGAGGCAGGGAAGGAAUCUCUUCCUGACAAACCAUGGUCCUACAGUACCUCCUACAGCUAACGCCUCAGGCCAUUUCCUAACAAUGAACAUAUCACCGACAUCCUACCAAUCGGGAUUCUUCAACAAUUCAAACAAAAUGGGCCAACUAGAAAAUCUUGAUGAAUUUUCCCUCUCACCACUCCAUUCUCACUACCCCAAACAACAUAACUAAACAUGUCACUAGAGUGAUCUCUAUUACAGCUUAGUUAUUUUUGGUUGAGUCCUAAAUAUUUCAGAAAGCUAUUUAACAUGUAAGAUACCAACACUGUAAUAACAUAUACUGUGAAAGCAUUCUUAAAACAUAACCAAAAGGGUUUGCUAACUCUGCUUCAACAUCCAACAACACAAAAAUAUAUGCUUUUUAAAAUCAUGAAACAAGGAAAACAAAGCAUAUUUUUACAUCAAUUUGUAUCCUACCAUACUUCAUAAUAUAUAUUUGUAUAUUCAAAUUUCUACUUUAUAGGCUCAGAUGCAUCCCUCCGUACAUUACAUUAUCUUGUCAAGUGCCAACUGUUAGACAUGGAGAGGAAAUGAUUCCUUGUAUUAAAUCUGACCAGAGCUUUUGCCUUCUAGGGGUUUAUUUUCCCCUCAGUGUAUCAGUUGUUAUACCAUAAUAACAACACUAAUGAUGACCUUAAUGUCCAAAGUGCUUUGUCAUUUAAAGUUCUUAUACAUAUGCUGUCCUAUGUGAUGCCCGUGACCACCCUACUGGGCAAUUGCCUACACAUUCUGACAUCUCCUCAGCAGAUGAUCUGUAAUUUGUUAAUUGCUUUGAUGCAGAUCUCCAGAUCUUUCCCUCUGCUAAUAUUUGUAUAGAAUAGCAUUUAUGUAGACUAGUAACCAAGUGAUUUCAGUGCCAAAUACAAUAUAUUAUAUCAGGAUUAUGCAAAAAGUAUCACAAGGAUGGUCUUGGCCAUAGACUAGGACACCUGUGAAGAUACGUAGUUUUGAUUUUUUUUUUUUUUUAAUGAUCUUUUUAGGUAGAGAAAAGAUGAGGAAGCAGGGAUAACAGUAGGGAAUGAACACAGAGAAAUAGUUUCCUGUCCCCACCUUGAGAUGACAUAGUUCUCCAUACACUUGUGGCCCAUUAAAUAUUAGAACAUUGAUUUGCUGAGAGAGCAGACGAGAGACCAGAAAUAUCCUUGCAAAGGAUUCAAAAGACACAGCCAAGCCUAACCGACAGAAUGCUGUGGAAGAUGAAAGUGAUGACACACUUCACCUCAGGAGCUCUUUGCAGCUCUAACCAGUGUGCUAAGUCCCACGAUAAGUUCCCAUUUGAUGGGCCGUCCUGGACAAAAAGCCUCUUUGCUGCUCUCCACUGCCAUUUGUAUAACACCAACACUCAAGUCCGUGAAAAUGGCCAAACGCCACUUCCAUCGGUGGAACUGUUAUCGCUGUUAUUCUUCUGUUGUUUCCUCGUGUGGUUUUCAGUUCUAUGUGUGUCAGGGUAUUUUUUUUCUUUUUUGAGCAAAUGAUGGAUAGAAAUGCCCACUCAAAGAAAAAUAAACAUAUGCAAAUGUUAAAAUUAUAAUACAGAUUGUUUUCCCCCCUGUUGUGAUAUAGAAGUUCCACUUUUAAAUAAAAAGGAACACUUGA